AGAAUUUUAAUCCCAGAGAUGGAUUCUAAAGAUGAUGUUUCUUCACAAAAGAGAAAAGCAAGCACUCCGAUUUUUUCGCUUUAUGGAUCUGAUGAUGAAGAUGAUAAGGAUGUAGCAAAGGUUGAUAUCCCAGCCACUGAACUUAAAAGAACCAAACCAGGGGUGCAUGGUGAACCUAAUAGUGUUCUGCUUUCUCUAGGAUCUAUUGCCUCUGAACAAUCGUCGAAUGCUUUUCUUUUGAGCGUUUGUGCAGCUCGCAAAGGGGAACGUGAAGAUAUGCAGGAUCGUCAUCUUUUAAUUGAUUCAUUACAGAGUCAGAUGGAAAGUUUGCUGGACCCAUUAGGAGUCAAAGGACGUUUUGCGUUUUAUGCACUUUUUGAUGGCCAUGCUGGUGCACAUGCUGCUGACUAUUGCGAAAAGUCCUUUGUCAAUAAAUUUGUUGAAGUCUCCCGGAAAUGUGUUAAUGGAAAUUCGGAUAUUGGACUUUUUGAGAAAUCCAUCAAGAAAAUUUUUAAGGAAACAUACAAAUCUAUUGACGAUGAUUUUCUUAAGGAGGCCAAGAAAAGAGAUGGAACCACAGCUACAACUAUAUUGUUGUUAAAUGAAUCAAUUUAUUGCGCUAAUAUUGGCGACACAAAAGCUGUCAUUUGUCGUUAUAAACAUGAUAAGAAGGAGAGUAUGGCUCUUCAACUAACUGUUGAUCAUGGCCCAAUGAUUUUUGCAGAAAGAAUGCGAAUACAAAAAGCUGGUGGUUCUGUCAAAGAUGGUCGUGUGAUGGGUAUUCUAGAGGUGUCACGUUCUAUCGGAGAUGGUCAAAUGAAGUCACACGGAGUUAUUUCUAUUCCAGAUGUUAAAAAAUUAACUACUGGGUCAAAUGAUUUGUUUUUAAUUUUGGCUUGUGAUGGGCUUUGGAAAAGUUUCACAGUGGAUUCAGCAGUUCCUUUUGUUUUGGAUUGUUUUAAACGUAGAACAGCGUCAAAUGUAAAAGAAGACGAAGCCUCUUUAUGGUCUUAUAUAGCUGAUGAAAUUUGUGCAGAAGCAAUUCGUGGUGGUUGCGGUGAUAAUGUUACUGUUAUAAUUGUUGUUUUUAUAACAAAGGAUGAAAUGAUCAAGUUAUUCUAA
Messenger RNA from Meloidogyne enterolobii, 1122 nucleotides. Lineage: Eukaryota; Metazoa; Nematoda; Chromadorea; Rhabditida; Meloidogynidae. The record is from the annotation of a GenBank genome assembly.